GGUGACACACACAAUUUUGUGUGUGCGAUAAAUCUUCCAAUGGGAUUUCUCGCAUACAUUUCGCUAAGUGAAAUGGGCUUUUAAUGGCAUUUGGCAGGGCUUAAGAGUAGUUCUAUCAAACAGUUGGUCGAAAGUGAUUCAGAGGCGCCACCGCAGCCACUGCACAAGACUCUUUGACUCACACAUCCUGUUGUUGUUUUGCUCUUCCCCAACUACCCAACUACCCGACCACCCGACUACCACUACUACUGACCAUGGACAAUCCCCAAAUUGUGAAAAUCAACCAGAUAAUCAUCCAAUCGAAAGACACCACAACUGGCCUGAGGAAGUCCCUGGCGGAGCAUCUAACCAGCAUAAUGACAAAGCAAGUCCAUCAACGGGGUGGAUCCCUGUACUGCGGCCUGACUCUCAUGGGAGUCCUGUGCCUCGUUGUCUUCCGCCUGCUGCCGGGCACGUCCUUUGGGGUGUACGCCAUGCCCGAUGAGCGCAACAUCUACCACAUCCGCGACGGCCUGCACGUCCCGUGCACCUUCUUCGACACCGUGAACCUCACGGGCUACACGCCCUUCCCGAACGGCAGCUACUCGUACGAGGGAGUGCUGAUACCCAGCCACCUGGUGGGCCAGUACAACUACAUCUACAAGGACCUGGUGGAGCGCGUGGAUGUCGACUGGCAUCCGCGCGGCUGCAUCUGCAGGCUGAAGGCCUGCCUGAACAUCUGCUGUCCGUGGGGUCAGGUGUACAACAGCGAGAAGGAGGAGUGCAACAACGACACCACGGACACCAGGAUCUGGCCACAGCCCGUGAUGAAUGUGACCUUCGACAACAGCAGCACGCAGUCGGUGAACAUCUUCAAGCAGUUUGCGGUGCAGAGCUUCAGGCCCUGCCCCAAGAUGUUCUCCCUGCAGCCGGAGAUCAACGAUUUCGAUGACUAUCUGCUGUUCCAGAACGGCUCAAUGCUCCGUCUGGACGAUCACAACUACAUCAACAAGAGCGAGUUCUGUCUGGUGGUGUCCUACGUGAACGAAACGGAUCUCUACUACAGCCUGAAUCCGGCCAAUUGCGACACAGACACGGAGCACACCACAGUGAAGAUCAUCAAUGCGUACGCCAUGCUCUUCUCCAUUCCCUUUAUGAUGCUCACCAUCGCCGUCUAUCUGCUGAUACCCGAGCUGAGGAAUCAGCACGGAAAGAGUCUCGUGUGCUAUCUGAUGGGUCUCUCCAGCGGCUAUACGGCCCUCUGCUGCGUUCUGCUCCUCAAGAACCUCGAUCCGGACGACUUCUCCUGCAAAGUGUUUGGAUACACCGCCUACUUCUGCUUCAUGUCGGCCUUUUUCUGGCUGAAUGUCAUCAGCUUUGACUUGUGGCACAAUUUCCGUGGCACACGGGGCAUCAAUCGAUUCCAGGAGAAGAAGCGGUUCCUCUUUUACUCGCUGUACUCCUGGGGAGCGGCGUUGAUCUUCCUGGCCUUCACGUGGAUCGCACAGGAGCAGACCGACUGGCCGGCCGACCUCAAGCCGGGCAUCGGCGGGGGCCAAUAUUGCUGGCUGGACAUGCGCAACUGGUCCGCGAUGAUCUACUUCUUUGGGCCCAUUCUGGCCAUCAUUGUGGCCAACACCGUGAUGUUCGUGAUGACCUCCGUGAAGAUCCACGGCGUGCAGCGGGAGAUGGCCCGGAUCAUAGCCCGCGAGGACAGCACCAAGAAUCUGCGCACCGAAAAGGACAAGUUUGGACUGUUCCUGCGGCUGUUCCUCAUCAUGGGCGUCACCUGGUCCUCGGAGAUCAUCUCGUAUUUCGUGGGCAACGACAAGAAGUGGUCGAAGAUCUUCUACAUCUCGGACCUGUGCAAUGCCAUGCAGGGCUUCCUCAUCUUCAUGCUGUUCGUGAUGAAGAAGAAGGUCAAGCACUUGAUAACCAACAGAUGCUCGAGUGUGCGCGAUGGCAGCACCCAACGUCAGAGCCAGUACUCCACCAAGACCACAUCGAGCAGCGUGGCCAAUCUGUCGCUGCAGGAGAAGCCCUCGGUGGAGAAGCCCCUGGUGAUUAGCCAACAGUCCGCCGGCGUGGAUCAUCAUCAGCGCACGACCAGCUUUCGCUGAGGAGCGGAUCACCGGAUGACCCGAUGACCCGAUGACCGGAUGAGAUCAUCCCCAAGCCAUCGUCUCGUGCCAAGAGCAUCAUCGAAUAGUUAUAUCUGGGGAUACAUAUAUGUACAUCGAACAGCAGCCGCCAUAUAUAUUCAGAUUGUACUUUAUGAAAAGACAUUAUUAUAAGAGGAACCCAGAUACCCCUCCCCCGCCCCCACAUUAGGCCACUCUCUCUGUCUAUCUCUAUAUACUAUAUGCUAUAUGCUAUAUAUGUCCAUGUCUGGCAGACCAAGAAACCAACAAACAAACAAGAAAGAACGCGAACAACCUGAUAUAUUUUAAGUGUAAGAGCACGCUUCGAAGCGCCAUAUCUAGUAUUUAUGUAUCUGAAAUUAGUGUCGCCUCCAGAGAUCACUGUACUCUCUACUGUACUACUUAUUCGCCUCUCUAGUCCGUAAGUCACAGAUAAAGCACCACCACCCCACACCUACAUACACAUAUAUACAUAUAUAUCGAUGUGCGGUGAUGAAAUUAAGAUUUGUAUCUGCAUCUGCAUCUGCAUUCAUUAUAUAUAUAUUUUUUUUUUUCGCAUAUAUGUACGUACUUACCACGCUCCAUGUCUCUGUAGUACGAAAUAUAUUCGGUACAAUUAAACCUGAACACACGAAUAAAGCCAAAGAUAAAACUGAAA
This is a messenger RNA of Drosophila persimilis, 2778 nucleotides long. Its product is annotated as G-protein coupled receptor Mth2. The record is from RefSeq and is a predicted model, not a curated record. Gene Ontology annotation, molecular function: G protein-coupled receptor activity. Gene Ontology annotation, cellular component: membrane. NCBI's taxonomy places the organism in Eukaryota, Metazoa, Arthropoda, Insecta, Diptera, Drosophilidae. Gene Ontology annotation, biological process: cell surface receptor signaling pathway; G protein-coupled receptor signaling pathway. The coding region runs from base 255 to 2099 and encodes 614 amino acids. The transcript has 5 exons.